UCCAAAAGUCAACCGAAAUACCAUAUUAAAAUAUGGGAGCAGAACAAUGAUUCCAAAAUCCUUCCAAACACAGCCCAAUAUUCUUGAAUAUGUUUUGACCAGUAGCGACAAAAGCAAUCAAACAUCCAUGUAAGCGAGCUACACAACAAUCGAGAGGCAGAGAGAAAGAGAUAGAGCUCAAGGUUAGGGUUUGCUUGCGUCUCUAUGCCAGAAGGAACCGACUCUCGUCUGAGCUCUCGGUGCCAUUCCUCUUUCAAGAUAAGUCUGACGAUUCACUUCCUCAAAGGUAGUGAAAUGCAUGGAAAUAGACUAAUUUUGACAGGGGAAAAUGUUUUCACUGUCCAAAAGGAACUACUUGGCGAUGUUUCGAAUGGUAAUGCUAGGAAAAUGAAGCUUGGAGGAAGAAAAAUGAUGGCGGGUGAAGUGCCAAGGAAAGAGAUUGAGAAAGAAGUGAAUGGAGAAGCAUCAAAGAUUUCAGGAACGGAUACAAUUGCUUCAAUGAGAACUGGAAGAUUACAAGAUCACUUAAAUGUUCAGAACAAUAACCCAAUGUUUGAGCCAAACACAUUGAAACCAGCAAGCUUGGGAAUCACAGAGAAGGAGCCAGUCCAGUUUGCAAGUACCAAGCCACACCAAUUUCAAGAUUCCAAGGCAGUUUCCACUAGUGGCACUUUGAACAGCUCUUCAAGGCCUAAUAAUAAACAAGUCUCUCAAGAUCAAAAAGAUGAAUCACAAGGGUUUCUUGAGGCAGAUGUUGAAGUUGUGAACAUGACGAGUAAGGACUAUGGUGGAAUGGAUAAUCCGCGGCGCAAGCCACCAAUCAACAAUGACAAGCCUAAUGAUUAGAUUAAGAUCAAUAUGGUUCAUAGCCAGUUAGGUUUUGGCUCACAAUUUUGCCCCCCCUUGUAAAAGUGAAGUCUCCUAACAGUAUUUAUAGUUUAAACAAAUUAACAACUAUAUAUUGUUUUGUUUUUUGAUGGGUCAUAAAGACAGGCACAAUGAUAGAAAGAAACAAGUUUAGUGUUGUAUAUUAAGUGUAUGCCUUCAUGGCUUCAUAAGUCUUUUACUUGAAGUUAAGCUAGUUUUGUGCAGUCAUAUGUAUAUGCCUUUACUUCAAGUUAAGUUGUGAUGUGAGCAUCUUUUUUGUUUGGAUUGAAAAUGAUUUCCUUCAGUGUAAGAAAAUGA
Molecule: messenger RNA, 1185 nt
Organism: Camellia sinensis
Lineage: Eukaryota; Viridiplantae; Streptophyta; Magnoliopsida; Ericales; Theaceae
Source: RefSeq, a predicted model, not a curated record